Molecule: messenger RNA, 837 nt
Organism: Helianthus annuus (common sunflower)
Lineage: Eukaryota; Viridiplantae; Streptophyta; Magnoliopsida; Asterales; Asteraceae
Product: high mobility group B protein 1-like
Exons: 1
Coding region: 1-837 (278 amino acids)
Source: RefSeq, a predicted model, not a curated record
AUGGGGCUUGAUGAAAUUGGAGACUUUGAUUUUGCUAGUAAUGUUCAUUUGAAGAAUGUGGAAAGUAAAGUUGAUGAUGUGAUGGAUGAAAACAAAAGAUUAGCAGCUGAAAGCAAGAAAGUGGCUGAUCGUGAAAAGAUUCUUGAAAUGCGUGUAAAGAAGUUAGAAUCCGAGAACAAGUCUUUGUUGAAAAAGAUAGAUACCGAUCAGACAAAGAUUGAUUUUUUGAAGGCGAGAGUUGCAGAGUUAGAAGAAGAAAAGACUCGCCGAGAUGAACAGAACAAAUAUUUUGAAUUAAUGAAUAAAGAGCUUGAAGCUGCGAAAGCGUUGAAAGAGCACGAAUUCUAUAUGAUGAACAAGGUGAUUGAGAGUAUGCUUGGAAAGUCAAUAGAGCAAAGAUUUGAAGAAAUUCAAGUUGAAGAAGUCAGGGCUAAACGGCAAGCUGAGAUUGAAGCUCUAAUGAAAGACAAAGGCAAGGGUGCUGCAGGCAGUGAUGCAGUAGUUGAAAGAUCAAUUGUUCCAUCAGUAGUUGUUGAAAAUCCUGUUCCUAUAUCUUCCGUAUCAGCAAUCUUUGAAGAAAAUGUAUCACUUGAAGAUAUUGCUGGUGAUGAUGAGGAAGAUGAUAGCGAAGAAGAUGACGAUGAAGAGGGUGAUGAAGAAGAGGAUGAUGAUGAUGAAAAAGUAUUUUCUGCGAGUAGUCAUGGUUCUGAUGAUGACAAUGACGAUGAUAAUCAGUGUGGUACAGGUGUAACUACUACAAAAGCUUCCAAAGAACAAAAUGUUGAUGAUUUAAUGAAUGAUGAAGCGAAUGAAGAAACAGAGGGAGCUGAUGGAUAG